Molecule: messenger RNA, 2323 nt
Organism: Megalobrama amblycephala (Wuchang bream)
Lineage: Eukaryota; Metazoa; Chordata; Actinopteri; Cypriniformes; Xenocyprididae
Exons: 12
Coding region: 325-1833 (502 amino acids)
Biological process (GO): cell-matrix adhesion
Source: RefSeq, a predicted model, not a curated record
UAAUUCAUCAACUUGAGUUCAUUAGCAAUCGCUUGGCAUAAAUCUGCGCUUUUCAUUGAUUGAGAAUCACUUUGAAGCAGUCUGAAGCGCUGUUGCGCGCGCUUGUAGAACGCGCAACAGCGCCCUCUUGUGACUUUGAAAAAUGCAGCGCCCGUGGGAAUGUCAGCGGGAGUAAACCAAACAGUUCUGACGCACACAUAACGAGAAGGUUCGGGUCACAUUUAAAAUCAGUGAAACAUCCUGCUGAUCCACAUCAGAUCAGGUGCAAGAGCAGCAGCAGAAGCAGUCAGAGAAAACAUUCUGGUUUUAUCAGACUUCCUCAUCAUGAGAUUAUCACUGGUUUCACAGCUUCUGCUGGUGUUCAUAUCAGUCCUGUCACUGACCAGGGCAACACCUUCGCCAACAACAUCUGCAUCGACAACUUCUGCACCGACAACAACGCUUGCACCAACAACAACAUCUGCACCGACAACAACAUCUGCACCGACAACAACAUCUGCACCGACAACACCUUCCAUUAAUAUAACAACAAUGCCAUUAACAACAUCUGGAUCAACAACAUUUGAAGACCCCUGCUAUAACUACACUGUGCUGGAUGAUUCCUGGAGAGCCACCAACAAUCAAUUACAAUUAUCAUAUUACAAUCAACUUAUCUCUAAAGUAAUGUGUGACACUAAUGUCAUCUGGAAAGGCUGGUACCGUCUCUUCAUUCAGGGUCAGAGCGUUCAGAUGCCAGACACAUGUGUUGAAAAGCUAAGCUGUGGCACUCAUGCCCCACUGUGGCUGAACGGUCAACACCCACGAAUCGAGGAUGGAGUGGUCACCCGAGGUGUCUGCGGUCACUGGAUGAGUGACUGCUGCUUUUUCCAAUCCUAUCCCAUUAAGGUGAAAGCCUGCCCAGGCAAUUACUACGUCUAUGAGUUUGUUCGCCCAGUUAAUUGCUAUUUGACAUACUGUGCAGAUGUUAGGAAUAUUAGCAUCAGUAAUGCUACUGUCACUCCAAACACAACCGUGGCAGCAGAAAUAUUCUACCCAUUCAACUCAGCAGCGGGAGACACAAUAAAUCCUGUUGCUGAUGAUGGAAGCUCCUCAGUUGUUCAGCUGUUGAGUCCAUUUCUGUUCUUUGGCCGCACAUACCAGCAGAUUUAUGUGAAUAAUAACGGACACCUCACAUUCAACCAGUCUUCAUCACAGUAUGUUCCCUACUCCUUUCCUUAUGGAGGCCAUGAUAUAAUUGCUGGUCUCUGGACCGACCUUGACAACCGUGCGAGAGGAGUGGUUUCAUAUCAUCAGUACACUAAUGGAAGUGUUCUCACACGCGCCACUCUGGAUAUAAACAAUCAUUUCCCAAAUCUGACCUUCAACGCUUCCUGGGUCUUUGUUGCAACGUGGGAUAAAGUCCCUUACUAUGCCUUGACAAACACAGAAACAUCGUUUCAAGUGGUUUUAAUUUCAGGCAGUAGUUUUUCAUUCAUUCUGAUGAAUUAUGGUGACAUUGCUGUAACGGGACAUCCAGUGGAGGCUGGUUAUGACACAGAAAACUCCACUGACUACUUUAUGAUUCCUGGAUCAGUCAACGGGAGCUCCAUCUCAAACCUCAAGAACUCCAGUAAUGUCAAUGUUCCCGGCCGAUGGGCCUUCAGGGUGGACGGUGGACCAAAGUCAAGUCAAGACGUCAUUGGACUUCAAGUGAAACUUUCCUCAUUUUCAGACCUAACACAGAGUGGAAACAUUCAGAUUGUUUUACAGCAAAUUAAACAGGAGCUGGUCAAGUUUGGUCUGCCAAGCAGCAUAGAGCUGAAGUUAAGAAAAAUGCAAAAGACAAAGCCAUAAAUUCAGAUCCUUUAGGAAAAGAAACAAAACAAUCUGGUUCACUUAGUGUCUGACAACAAAUAUCCCAUUGAUAAUGUGCAGACUGUAAAGACCCCAGUUUUACAUUAGUGUGGUUUCAUUUGACGCUUCAGAAGGGUUAUAAAACACCAUAAAAGUGGUUACAUUAGCUUUGUGUGAUGAACAGACUGAAGUUCUGGAUAGUCUUGGAUAACAGCUUCAAUUUCAGUCUAUUCCUGACUGAAGAUUUAAAAUAUAAUGCACGAUUUAUGACACUUUUUUGGUGUUUUUGCAUUCUUGAAUGCCUCAAUCCUCAUUUGUACUUUUUUCUUAUUCAAUACAUUUAAUGUGUCUUUAUAUUCCAUGUUUUUAAGUGAACUAUUUCUUCUGCUGUCAGGUUAAGAGCUACAUUUUACGGAAGAGGAUUAGGGCCAAGCAAUAAUAAAAAAAUAAAACCAUCUCGAGAUUAAAGUUGUUAAAUUUCAAGAAAAAA